GUAUUCUCAAUUUUAUGGAAUUAUAUUGCAAUAAAAAUGAAUAAUAUGUUAACAUAUGUUUUAAACAUACCUCGGCGAUUUAGAGCCGGUUAUCGACCUGAUCCGUCGGCUAUGCAGCAGAUUUUUUCUGAAAACGUAAUCGGCAGCUGCGAAAAAGUGUGCAGUAUUAUUUGCAUUCUUCUCCUUAUAACCGGAGUGGCGGUUGCUGUCUCUGAUUACCCUGGUCUUAAUUUUUUACUCUUCUUGGUGAUUCCUGUUGGCUGCUGCUUGUAUUCGCCGCUCAAAAAAACACUGCAUCAAGUGAAAAAAACACUGCAAAUAUGCUUUCGCUACUGCAGAAUCUGCUGUUGGUGGUGUUUCGGAACUGCCGAACCGUUUGAUCCUGAAGAAGUUCUGACUCAACUGCUGACUCGAGAUUCUCCGACUGAAAGGACACCGUUACUGGAGGCAGUGAAUCAAGAAUCUCCGACUGAAAGUACACCGUUACUGGAGGCAGUGAAUCAAGAAACUCCGACUGAAAGGAUACCGUUAAUGGAGGCAGUGAAUCGAGAGCCUCCGACUGAAAGUGCGUCGAUACCGGAGUCGCUGAUUCCAGAGCCUCCUGCUGAAAGUACACCGGUACCGGAGUCUCUGAAUCGAGAGUCUCCUUCUGAAAGUACGCCGGUACCGGAGUCUCUGAAUCGAGAGUCUCCUUCUGAAAGUACGCUGGUACCGGUGCCGUUGGAUCGAGAGUCUCCUUCUGAAUGUACGCAGGUACCGGUGCCGUUGGAUCGAGAGCCUCUGGCUGAAGGAACGCAAGUACCGGUGCCGUUGGAUCGAGAGCCUCCGACUGAAGGAACGCAGGUACCGGUGCCGUUGAAUCAAGAGCGUCCGAUUGAAGGUAAAUCAUUACCAAGCUGUUCGACUGAAGGAGUGCCACUACCGGAGCCUUUUUCUGAUGUUUAAGACUCUUUCCAGAUCACAACGAUUUCUUGAAUGCCGA
This is a messenger RNA of Argiope bruennichi, 982 nucleotides long. RefSeq lists its product as uncharacterized. The coding region runs from base 37 to 945 and encodes 302 amino acids. The transcript has 3 exons. The record is from RefSeq and is a predicted model, not a curated record. NCBI's taxonomy places the organism in Eukaryota, Metazoa, Arthropoda, Arachnida, Araneae, Araneidae.